CUUUUACGUGGCAUAUAUAUUGAAGAAACGGCUAUUGAAAUCAUCAUUUGUACAACUCAAAGAGGCGUUGGAUACAAAUAGCUAUAAAAGAAAAUAAUAAAAGAAACAUCGCUUUACUUUGAGUCUCUCUUUCUCUCAAACUCAUGAGAGAGUAAGAUUAGAUCAGUUGUCCAUAGGCGGCCAUGAAAAGCGCGAUCAGAUGCUGCAUCUCUUGCAUUCUGCCGUGCGGCGCGCUCGACGUCAUCCGAAUCGUCCACACAAACGGCCGCGUUGAGGAAAUCAGCGGCGCCGUCACGGCCGCCGAGAUCAUGAACCUCCACCCCAAACACGUCCUUAAAAAGCCGUCGGAAUCCGGUAUGUGCCCUAGGAUCGUCGUCGUGCCGCCCGACGCGCAGCUCAAGCGAGGCAAAAUUUACUUCCUCAUGCCUCUUCCGCCGCCGCCGCCAGAGAAAUCGCGAUCGAAGAGGAAACGGAGAGAUUCCGCGCGAACCACCACGACGACGGAGAAGACCGGAUGCAGUAUUUCCAUGGCGAAUCUUCUGAUUUCCGAUCGCUAUCUGAGCGAGAUUCUAUCGGAGAAAAUCUCGACGCAGAGAGAUCGGCGGCGCGGCCGCGUUGGCGUGUGGCGGCCGCAUUUGGAGAGCAUUUCGGAGACGCCGGCUGCGUGAUGUUGAUUGCUCCUUAAUUAGUGUUUAUUUUUAUAAAUAAAUACGUGAAUUAGUAUGGUUUGAUAAUUGAAACUAUAUUGGUCAAACCUUGUUUUGGUGUUUUGAUGUUAUUAUAUCAGUUUUGCUUGUACAUAAGUAUUUGAUAAAUUACGCGUGAGAAAAUAAAAAUUCAUCUCUGAAUACUGAAUUGUGUUGUUAUUGAGUAGUUGUAUUUUUUUGUUAGUUUGGAUGGGUGGCGGUGGUGGUCUUUCCGGCGACAGGAAAAGUGUGUUUACAUUGAUAAAAAAUGAGAAAAUUCAUUUUUGUGGAGA
Messenger RNA from Salvia splendens (bonfire salvia), 979 nucleotides. RefSeq lists its product as uncharacterized. Bases 183 to 668 code for a protein of 161 amino acids. NCBI's taxonomy places the organism in Eukaryota, Viridiplantae, Streptophyta, Magnoliopsida, Lamiales, Lamiaceae. The transcript has a single exon. The record is from RefSeq and is a predicted model, not a curated record.